Messenger RNA from Gryllus bimaculatus (two-spotted cricket), 669 nucleotides. The record is from the annotation of a GenBank genome assembly. Lineage: Eukaryota; Metazoa; Arthropoda; Insecta; Orthoptera; Gryllidae.
GGUGAUUCAACCAUCUAUGCCUUUGAGGUGACAGCUGAAGCACCAUAUCUGUGUCCUUUGAGCCACCAUCGAUGUGCUUCUCUACACCAGGGCCUCAGUUUCCUCCCAAAGAAUGUGUGUGAUGUGGUUGCAGUGGAAUUUGCAAGAGCCCUUCGCCUGACCAAUAGUUGCAUUGAGCCACUUUCUUUUACAGUGCCACGUGUAAAGACGGAUCUCUUUCAAGAUGAUUUGUUUCCCCCUACAAAAGUAACUUGGAAACCUACAAUGACUGCUGAAGAAUGGUUUGCAGGCAACAAUCGAAUGCCUCCACGUAUCUCACUGCAACCAGAUGGCAUGGAGUGUUUGUCUUCUGUACAAGUGAAUACUACAUCUGGACAGAGUAGUACCCCUACUGCACCCAAGGAGGCUGGACCAAAAGGAUCAGGGGUGCCUCUGCACUGGAGUAAAGACUCUGCGAAGGAGAAACAAGAGCAGAUUCAGCGAGCAGUUUCCAGUAGAAUGGAAGUGAAUAUGUCUUUAGAGCAAGACCACAUGGAAGGAGUGGAUGAGCGUGAGUGGGCUUUACAAGUGGAAGUGUUUAUUGUAUUGGAAGCUAUGUCUUCUGCAUGUGUCAUGUUUUGUGUGAGGAUGCAGGAUCAAAAUGGCCUUCAUCCAGUUCUGUCAUUGUAG